This is a messenger RNA of Macadamia integrifolia, 665 nucleotides long. Its product is annotated as BAHD acyltransferase DCR-like. The record is from RefSeq and is a predicted model, not a curated record. The transcript has a single exon. NCBI's taxonomy places the organism in Eukaryota, Viridiplantae, Streptophyta, Magnoliopsida, Proteales, Proteaceae. The coding region runs from base 36 to 500 and encodes 154 amino acids.
GAAAGUUCUCGUCAACGAAAUCCACCACGUUCCGAAUGGCUGUGAACUGUCGUCAUCGGGUGGAGCCACGUGUUGAUCCGUACUACUUCGGUAAUGCAAUCCAGAGCAUCCCGACCGUUGCUUCAGCAGGGGAGAUAUUAUCGCAUGAUUUACGAUGGUGCGCCGCUUUGCUACACCGAAAUGUGGUGGAAUUUGACGAUGCUACUGUGCGCCAUAGAGUGGAGGAUUGGGAGAAGAACCCAGGGUGUUUCCCGUUGGGGAACUUCGAUGGUGGAAUGAUCACUAUGGGAAGCUCUCCUAGAUUCCCUAUGUACGAUAAUGAUUUCGGGUGGGGCCGGCCGAUGGCAGUUCGAAGCGGUCGAGCCAAUAAAUUCGAUGGGAAGAUCUCUGCGUUCCCUGGGAGGGAAGGUGGGGGAAGUGUAGAUCUUGAAGUGUGUUUGGCACCUGAAACUAUGGCUGGGUUGGAGAGUGAUAUGGAAUUCAUGCAAUACGUAUCGUGACUCGUGAGAGAAAUUGUGGGCGUAGCAUAUGCCGCCGCUUGUACUAUGUGUUGUUAGUGUCGUAUUUUUAGGAUGGAUGUGGUUUUGUACUUUUGUGUAUCUCUUUGUUUCAAUUGGAUUAAGGAAAGAAAAAUUAAAAGUAAACGGCUAAUGAAUGCCUCGGAA